CUGCCAGCACCAGCAGGAUCAGGACAGCGACCAGCAGCACACACAGAAACACCAGGGGCAGCAGCAGCUUCCACAGCAACCUGAAAUACACGAGAGAGAUUACAGCAAAUUACCAACCAAGUUCAUAAUAUGGAAACUCACAGUCUGGAGCCUGACAUCAUGAAGACCCUUUUGAUUUUGUUUGUUUUGAUGAAUUUGGGCAGCCUCCUGAGGACAGGACAGUGCACAGAAACACAUGACCAAGUUUUAUCCAUCACUCCGAAAACACAAGAACAAGUGGAGAUCUUGAAGAACAUGUCUACUCAGUAUGAGACAGCUUUAUGGCAGCCUGCCUCACCUCACUACAUCAAAGAAGAGACUCAGGUUCACCUGUUUGUUCCUGCAAACAGCUCAGAAACGGUCAAGGAUCUGCUGCAGAAACACACCAUAAUUCAUGAGGUGUUGCUAGCCAAUGCCAACGAGCUGAUUGAAAUGCAGACGAGGAACGACUCCACCGACCCACGAAGCGGCGCAACCUUCUACGACAAAUAUCACAGUCUGGGGGAUAUCUAUGAUUGGAUAAACAGGACCCAACAAGAAAACCCUAGCACAGUCAAAGUCAUUCUCAUUGGCUCCUCGUGUGAGAAGCGACCACUCUACGUUCUGAAGUUGUCUCUAAAUGACAGACCGAACAAGAAAGCGAUGUGGAUCGACUGUGGGAUCCACGCCAGAGAGUGGAUCUCUCCUGCUUUCUGUUUAUGGUUUGUACGCCAUUCUUUGUCAUUUUACAACCAAAACCAGGACAUGACUGACAUCCUGAACAACAUGGACGUCUACGUCCUCCCUGUUAUGAACCCCGAUGGAUACGAGUUCACAUGGACAACAAACAGGAUGUGGAGGAAGAAUCGUUCCGUCAGCAAGGCCAGCGGCUGCAUUGGAGUAGACCUCAACAGAAACUUUGAUGCCAACUGGUGCACUGAGGGGGCCUCUCAUGAGCCCUGCACUGAGAUCUACUGUGGCUCGUUCCCCGAAUCGGAACCAGAGUCUCAGGCUGUGGCCGACUUCCUGCGCAGCCACAAGGACUCAGUUCAGCUCUACCUCUCUAUCCACUCCUACUCUCAGAUGCUGCUCUUCCCGUACUCCUGCACCUUUGAUGAAGCGGAGAACCACAAAGAGCUGCUUGACAUGGUCCAAGAAGCUGCCCAGAAAAUCAGAAGAUAUUAUAGAAACACAUACAAAUAUGGUGCUGGAGCGAAGACAAUAUAUUUGGCUCCUGGUGGGUCUGAUGACUGGGCGUACAAACUGGGCAUCAAAUACUCCUUCACAUUUGAGCUCCAGGACCGCGGGCGUUACGGCUUCCUCCUGCCGCCAUCUCACAUUCCCCAGGCCUGCAACGAAGCUCUGACCGCUGUGAAGACCAUUGCUCUCAAGGUUAUAGAGAAAACUCAAGCUGCUACAAGUCCUUCCCAACCCAUUUAAGCAGCUGCACCUGCAAUCUGUGUGAACUAAACCUGUUAAAAGACUUUGUUGUAUCACUAACAGAUCAGUACAUUUUGCUUAAUGGAGAAAUUUUAUAUUAUUGGUGUUUAUCUUGUUGAGAUUCCUUAAGUGUAUGCAUAUAAACACAGAUACAUAUGAAUACAUAUUAUGCAUAUUAUUAGUGGCAAUUCAUUAAUUAUGAAAAGUCAAAAUAAAAACUGUAAAAAUAAAUCAACUGAUUGAAGUUACA
Messenger RNA from Scatophagus argus, 1708 nucleotides. It is a transcript of the gene cpb2, whose product is annotated as carboxypeptidase B2 (plasma). Bases 130 to 1458 code for a protein of 442 amino acids. Gene Ontology annotation, biological process: fibrinolysis; proteolysis. Lineage: Eukaryota; Metazoa; Chordata; Actinopteri; Scatophagidae. Gene Ontology annotation, molecular function: metallocarboxypeptidase activity; zinc ion binding. The transcript is spliced from 12 exons. The record is from RefSeq and is a predicted model, not a curated record.